AUGUGUACCACCGACCAGCGGAUGUCCCAGCUGCCGCACGGUGCCGCGGGAACCAUGAUGGUGGUGUCUGGCGGCCGCUGCAAGUCGCCCUCGAUGGCAACGGCCAUCACCGUCAAGACGCCGUUCUCGAUCGAGGACAUUCUGUUCCAGAACGGUCCACCAAGUCCACAGCACCACGCGGGUGGGAGGUCUUCACCGCGGCCACCGGCCCCCGGUUCUCCGCUGUCCGAUGAUGCGCCGCCACGGAUCACGGGAAUGUCCUCCCGGCUCACCAAACCCGUGCCACACUCACCGUCGCCCUCGGGUUCGUCGUCACCGUCCUCAUCUUCGUCGGUGACCGUGCAUCGGGUUAGUGAGCGAGUGGCACACAGUAAUCGCGUCAAACACGGUGCGGGCAUUGAGAGUGGUGGCAACGGGGGUGUACCCGGUAGCAGCAAUGGCGGAAGCAAUCACAACGCGGGUAGUAAACAUUGUGAAACAUUGUCCGUCGGUGGUGCCGGCGCAGGAUUAAGUCGCGCCGAGGAGGAUUAUCGGAAGGUGCUGCAAUCGGAAAGGUACGGUAAAGUUGAUGGCAUAAACGGUGGUUCCCAUCCGGGCCUGCCCCAUCCGGUUCCGGCGGCAUCAUUACCGGGUCCGACGGCACCACCGCCACUCCCCGGAGGACCUCCGGGAGCCGGCAGCCCACCCGGUCCGGUUCAGUUCACCAGUGGCCCGUCGGCAGGGUCCGUCCUGUACGCUACGAAUCCGUACAACGAUCCCGCCUAUCUGCAGAUGGCCCUCGGCGCCUACCUGGCCCCCUCGUCCACAGGCUAUAAAACCGUCGACCCGUACUUCCUCUCGCAAGGAAUUUUCGCCAGUUCGUCCCUGUUUCCCGGUGCCGGCUGCCCGGAUAUUGCCCUCGGCUUGGGGAUGGGCAUGAGCGCCCUUCGGCACUGCCGACGCCGGAAAGCUCGCACGGUGUUCAGUGAUCCCCAGCUCACCGGGUUGGAGAAACGUUUCGAAGCUCAACGCUACUUAUCGACACCGGAGCGUGUCGAGCUGGCGACGGCUCUCGGUCUCAGCGAGACCCAGGUCAAGACGUGGUUCCAGAACCGCCGCAUGAAACACAAGAAGCAGCUUCGCCGACGUGACGUAAACGCCUCCAGCACCGGAGGUACGGCGGCAACUGGGCCCACUGGGACCAACAAUCCAUCGGCCAAUUCUUCCACUUCCGGCCGACUGCACGGACCCACACCCUGUCCGGGCUCAUCCUGUUCAACUUCCUCGACAACGACUUCUUCCACUUCGGCUUCGGUGUCCUCGGCAGCAUCCGCGGAGAAGAACGGUUUCACGCUGUACAACGGUAGUGGUGCUGGUGCUGGUGGCGGUGGCAAGUCAACGGCAUCCCUCGUCGGUGGCCCAAAAACAUCCUCGGCUGGCAGUGGUGGUGUGUCGCUAAAAUCUCUCGCGAACAGCGACGGUCGACCAUUGCACUCAUCGUUUAGCCUCGUGAAACGGGCCGCAGCGGUGGCUGCGGUGGCCGCCAUGACCAACGGCGGUGCCCCACCGCACCUACCACCGCCGUCACCGCAGGGAGGGCCACCCGCAGGACCUCAUCACCCGUUCGCGUCCCACCAUUCGCACGCCCCCCAAAUGCACCACCACCAUCCGGCUCCGUACCACUCGAUGCAUCACCACCUGGCCCAUCAGUUGGCAUCACCGGCGCUGCGGAUGGGAGGCCAACCGGAAGGCUCUUCGCUCAGCGAUGCGGACGACGAGGAUGACGAGGAUUUGCUCAACGACAGCGAGUCCGACUGCAGCGAUGUCGAUAUCGUCGGUGACGAUCAGGGCUACCUGACGUAG
Anopheles bellator is the source of this 1842-nucleotide messenger RNA. RefSeq names its product brain-specific homeobox protein. Lineage: Eukaryota; Metazoa; Arthropoda; Insecta; Diptera; Culicidae. Gene Ontology annotation, molecular function: DNA binding; DNA-binding transcription factor activity, RNA polymerase II-specific. The transcript is spliced from 5 exons. The record is from RefSeq and is a predicted model, not a curated record. Gene Ontology annotation, biological process: regulation of DNA-templated transcription. The coding region runs from base 1 to 1842 and encodes 613 amino acids.